Amphibalanus amphitrite is the source of this 3098-nucleotide messenger RNA. RefSeq names its product PC4 and SFRS1-interacting protein-like. The transcript has 15 exons. The record is from RefSeq and is a predicted model, not a curated record. Gene Ontology annotation, cellular component: nucleus. Gene Ontology annotation, biological process: regulation of transcription by RNA polymerase II. Gene Ontology annotation, molecular function: double-stranded DNA binding; transcription coregulator activity. NCBI's taxonomy places the organism in Eukaryota, Metazoa, Arthropoda, Thecostraca, Balanomorpha, Balanidae. The coding region runs from base 442 to 2481 and encodes 679 amino acids.
GCGCGGCAUGCUUCGGAAAGGUUGAAAACCUCGCUCUUCUUUUAAUGACAAAUAUUUGAGUGACGUCAUGAAACUAGUACGAAAUAUCUUUUUUUUGUAAAUGAUUGUAUUCUUCGUUAUAAUUGUAAGUAAGACCGAUGAAAACAUCUAUUUGCUUGUAAAUUUGAUGGCUUUAAAAAAAAUACAACAAAUACUGCAAGUAUUUACAUCCCGCCGAUCGCUCAUUUGUCUGCAAACAAUGACGUCACAAUUACUUUGGACGACUCUUUUUGGUAGACGAUUCUUGCGCGCUUUCAAGUCAUGUGCAAAAGGUGACUGCGGCGCGCAACAUUAACGCGUGGAACGCGUGUAGCGCGGAUUUUCGCAUUUCAUUUCCCGUGAAGUUCUGCUGAAGUCUGAUACAACAUAAUAAAGGAUUAGGGAGGUUAUCAGCGCUCCAACAUGAAGGGCGACGUCUUCGAGCCGAAUGCGCUGGUUUUUGCCAAGAUCAGGGGCUACCCCGCGUGGCCUGCCAAGGUCACGGCUCCACUGGAUGAUUCAAAGAAGCCCAAGAAGUAUUCAGUAUUCUUCUUUGGAACAUACGAAGUCGCUACCGUCAAAGUGGAAGAUCUGUUCGCGUACAAUGAAAAGACCAAAGAGAAGUUCGGUAACGUGAAUGUGAAGAGGAAGGGCUUUCUGGAGGCAAUGCAGGAGAUCGAGAGCUCGCCGGAUAUGGAUGUGACGGUCGUGCCCCCGCCGGCCACGACUGCAGCCACGCCCCGUCCCGCGGCCGCCACCCUCCCCGGAGGAACGCCCAAGGGUCGCGGCCGCGGCAAGAAACGCAAGGAGGACGCCUCGACGCCGCUGGAGUCGACGGCCGGUAAGCGACGUCGGGUGGACAGUGGCGAUGGGCCGGGCGCCACGUCCGCCGCGCCCGCCGCCGAGCCCGUCCUCAGUCGCAGCGGGCGCAAGAUCAAACCGAAACGCUUCGCCGACGCUGACGAGGGCCAGACCAAGUCGCCGGCGACCGGCCGCCGCCAGCCGGCCUCGACUCCGGUGGUUGAGCCGUCGAUUGGUGAGGACGCCACCACGCCGGUGGUGCGGCGCGAGGACACCGGCGAGGACGAGGACGAGGACGACCCGAUGGCCGAGGACGAGGGCGAGGAGGUGCUGCCCAUGGAUGUGGCCGAGGGAGGAGCCGGCGACGGGCCGCACGAGGAGGCCGCUCAGCCGGUCGAGGAGCCGGUGGAGCGCCGUGACGUGCGCUACAAGCCGUACCCGGCCCACGAGACGGAGGACAUUGUGCGCGUGGCCGACUCGGCCUCCGUUCAGGACACGGACGACGGCAGGAAGGUGAUGUACGUCAAGGCCAAGUGCGGCGAGAUGCUCGAGAUCGACAUCUCCGACAAGGAGCGGCCCAAGGAGUUCAAGUCGGAGAAGGCGCGCAUCAUGUGGGACACGGCCACGGCCAUCAACCUGGCCCGACUGCGGCACCAGCUCGAGCAGGGCGAGUACAUCCCGGACCGCCUCCGCGAGAAGCUGCUCGCGCGCGCCGACGUCGCCGACGAGCUCAAGGACAAGCUGAAGAACGACAAAAAGGCCGAGAUGCGCAAAAGCAAACUCUGGUGGCUGAGAGACGAGGCGCGUAUGAUCGAGAUGGACUACCACAUCAAGCUGAACCUCAUCAUCGACGAACAGAAUCACGAUAAGUGCAUCGAGGUGUUCAAAGAGCUCUCCGUGAUGAACAUGGCGCCGCUCAUGUUGAAGAAGAACCCGGAGAUCGUGGAGACGGUUCGCAAGUGCCGCAAGUACACCGGCUCGGCCGAGAUCAGGGAACUCGCCGACAAGUGCUACCAGCGCUUCAAGAAAAUGUUUGUCGUGCCGAAGGGCAAGAUGUUCCGGGAGUACUUUGACGAGCAGCUGGCCAUGUUCCGCAAGGUGACGGAGGAAAUGCCGGAGGACAAGGUGGUGCGCAUGGUCCGCGAUCCGCUCUUCCAGCGACCGGGCGAGGAAAGCAGCGACUCGGAGGACGAGAACUGGCCGCCGGCACCGCCAAAGACCAACGGAGUCGCCGAGAAGGACAAACAGACAAACGGCACGGGCCCGGCCGACAGCCAGCGCAAGGACAAGGACAAGGCCGGCGACCCGCUGGACGCUCAGAAGGAGAAGGACGGAGCCGCCAAGACGGAGGACGAGACCAAAGACGAGCCGCCGGCUGUCGCCGAGGAGCCGGCGCCCGCCGCAGAAGCCAGCACGGAGGGCGGCAGUCCCCAGAAGGCGGCCGGCGAGGCUGAGCCGGAGCCGACGGCCGGCGGAGACACCCCCGCUGCUGAGACGGCCGCCGAGGAGACGCCCGCGCGGACGGAGACGGAGACGGCGGAGGGAGACAUGGAGACGGCCGAGACGGAGCCCUCUGAGGAGCCGGCCGCCAAAGAGGCCGCUGAGACUGAGGAGCCCAGCGCUGCUGAGGAGAAAGAGUCGGCCGAACCUGCCGAGCAGUAGUCCCCACCCACGGACAGUGUGGGGAGAGGCCGUGCCUGUUAUUACGGCCCCACAGACAAACGGAAGAGCUAUGAGCUAGAUUGGCCGGGCUUUGAGCCAGCUCGGCCGGUACAAGAGUUUUGAGUUGCCGCUGAGUGCUGCUCAGGCCGAGUAGAAAGGCCAGGCAUUGAGUUAUCUCAGCCGGGACAUGAGUUUUGAGUGAGCGCUGAGUUGGCUCAGGUGGACUCUGUUAGCUCGGCCGGGCCUGGAGUUCACUCGGCCGGGCCUGGAGCUCGCUCGGCCGGGCCUGGAGCUGGCCCGCCCGGUGCCAGGCGAGUGUGCCGGCGACUCGGUGCACGCAGGCGGUCCCCGAUCGGCUGAGCGCCUCUUGGUGUUGUGAGUGUAAGCAGUGUGUGAGUGAAAGGGUGCCGCGCGAGCGCUGUAGCCCCGUUCCAGUUCAUUGUACGAAGCCAUUGGCGUCGCUGUGUUCGCAUCGUUCCUGGUCAUGUCGCGAGCCUGACUCCCGGCCGGCCGUUGGCUAUAAGAUUUGCCACGUUUAGCCGGGAGCAGUGGGGAGGGGGAGGGGGGACAGGUCACACAUCAUUGUACAUUUCUCAAUAAAGGACCGGAUCAUCCCA